AUGGCCUCGAGAUUUGCUGAUGACGAAGAUGACGUUUUGGCGCCAAAGGAACCACAGGUCACGUCAUUAGAACCUGAGGAACGUAAAGCAGCUCGAUCGCUCCGUAUUAAAAGAAGACAGGAUGCACUUAAAAGAGCUGACCAGCCCGCUGAGGAAGCAGCGGGUGAAGAAGAACCGAGUCCCAUAGAACAAGCUACUUCCACCGCUGCCGAGGAACUGCAAAGAUUGGCGCUAGAUGGCGCUGCCAAAGUUACCAAUGUCAAGGUCACUACAGAUGAGCGGGAAGUCAUCAGACGGACACAUUUCUUUAAGAAAAUGUCAAGUUCUAUGAAAAAGAUCGAGGAUGAGGCAAAUGAAGCACAAGUACAAUAUGAAGCUAUUUCGGAAAAUUGGGAAAAAAUGUUAGAAAUCAAAGAUCCUUUGGAUAUCGACGCUGAGAUGAAAGAACAAAAGAAAAAAUGCGAUGCAUUGCUUGCACAAAAGGAUGCACUUAUUGCUGAGCUUAAAAGUGACCUUAAAAAAAUGGAUGAGGGUUAUUACGAAGAUUUGGAGAAACAGGAUAAUGACAUCAAAGAAUUGUCAGACAGAAUAGAGAAACAGGUGACAAUAAUGCAAAGAGCUUAUGCAAAACAGCUGGCUCUCAUUGAAGCAGCGGUUAAUAUCGAAAGGCAAGCAAUGACCGAACACAACAACAAAAGAUGGGAGGCGCUCUACAAGCAAUGUGAUAAAGAAGAAGUUGCCCAUCUGGAGUACCGAUUUUUGCAGCUAGAUGAGCACAAACAAGAAAUGGAAGCAAUAAUGUGGGAUCACCACGAAAAAUAUCGCGAAGCCAAAAUAGAACUAGAAUCAUUAAUACAAGAAUUACAACAAGAAUUAGAAAAAUUAAAGGCUACUUGUAUAAUCAACACUGAGAAAAUUGGUUACACGUAUCAGGUCUUAAAAAAACGAGAAGAAGAAAAUGUAUUUGUAAGGUCGCAACAAAAACGUAAACUUAACAAAAUGUCGGAUGUUGCUAAUGCGUUGAGAUCGAAAAUUCGCAAAGCAGCUGAGGAUGGUGCUAUAGAAGAAAUAAAAGCAGACGCUGAAAUUGUCAAGUUAAUGCAAACAAUGGACGAUUUAGAAAAAAAAUCUGAUCAUUUUUCGCGUGUGAAUCAUUACAAGUUCACUCAAGUGUGGCGUAUGUCUACUGCAAGAUGUAUGGAGUUGAGCAAACAGCUGCGUCAUGGGGAGGUAGCAUUGCAUGCUCAUAUUCUUGCUGAACCACCUCCUCCGCCCCCGCAGAAACCACCCAAAAGCCCUCUGAAUAAACCGGAGGACAUCAAAAAAGGGCAAAUCGCAAUUAAAAAAGAAACUGAUCCUAACGACGGGAGUGAGGAAGCAAAAAUUAAUUUGAUCCGGCAUAUACUUCAACUUGUGGCUGAUAACACGGGGUUUUUAGUUGAAGACCGUUUACUGAAACUUAUAGAAAAGUACCAGACGAAAUCCAGAAAUUUGUGUACUUUAGAUGCAAUAUUUAUGGCACUAGAAAUUCAAGCGGAAGAGGAUAUAGAACUUUUAUGUGGAACGUUCCUGAACUAUGCGUUUUGUCCGAUCUGCGUCGGUAUGGAAGUGGCAUCGGAAUGUGUACCUAUUGGUUCUGGGACCUCGCAGGAUCAGCUGUCAAAAGCAGAUUCUCAACUUGGAAUUUCUAUACGGCAAAGAGCAAAUGUAAUGAUGACUGCGGGCGCUCCUGAUGGAAGCUCCACUACUACCAGACGGCCGGGAGCCCGCGGUGUUACAGUAGCAACUCUUAGGAAGGAUGAGACGAUUGCCCCUAAAAACGACGCUAAUCCCUUUUUGUGUCCAAUGGGCCAUGUCCUGGAAAUUGAAUCAAUGCAAGUACUAACGGCUUUAAAUGAAUUCAUAUCAAUUUCCGUUCCUCCCGAGAAGCAAAAGUUACAUAAUAUUUUAGAUAGCCUAAAACCACCGAAUUUUGAAACGCCAUCUCGUAAACUUACCGCGGAAGAGAUCACCAACUAUUGGGCUCAAUGGAAAAACGUAUUUCCCCCCGAAAAAGAGAAGUUUUGGGAUGGAUUGCUGACUGGACUGAAUAAUUAUUUGGAAAUCUUACAAGAACGUGAACGAGUGCACGAGGAAGUGGUGGAUUUGCGUCGUCGUAACGUAGCGCUUCGUCAAUUAGUGCGUGGCGCACUCCCUGAACUACCAGCACCGUUGCCCAAAUACGCGCAUCCCCUGCCAAAAACGUUCGUCGCACCAGUUCCGGAUACAGCGCCUACAGCAUAUGGAAGGCUACCACCUAUUUAA
This is a messenger RNA of Spodoptera exigua (beet armyworm), 2304 nucleotides long. Lineage: Eukaryota; Metazoa; Arthropoda; Insecta; Lepidoptera; Noctuidae. The record is from the annotation of a GenBank genome assembly.